Messenger RNA from Lampris incognitus (smalleye Pacific opah), 2533 nucleotides. It is a transcript of the gene scml4, whose product is annotated as Scm polycomb group protein like 4. The transcript is spliced from 6 exons. NCBI's taxonomy places the organism in Eukaryota, Metazoa, Chordata, Actinopteri, Lampriformes, Lampridae. The coding region runs from base 120 to 923 and encodes 267 amino acids. The record is from RefSeq and is a predicted model, not a curated record. Gene Ontology annotation, molecular function: protein binding.
AGCAGACCGCUGGAUAGAGGAGCCUCAAGCAAGCGGGUCCAGCAGGGGACUAUCCAGUUGCUGCUGGAGUGAAGCCUCCGACAACGAAGCGUUUACCUGGCAGCUGUUUAUAUGGUCUGAUGAGUAUUCCGUCAGCCAGUAUGGAGAUGCAGACCUCCACUCUCGGACCCCAGUACAUGGGGCCCCAGGGUAAGGUGCCCGGCAGGAAGAGGGGGCGCCCCCCUGUUCGUAAACUGGAGUUCCAGAGCCGCUACCCUGAGCCCCUCUCUCCUCUUAAGGUGCCCAAGAAGAGAGGCAGGAAACCUGGCUUUAAGCUGAAGCCCAGGAUGGUGAUGUCCCCUCUGAUGAACUCUCCUCCCAGCAGCACUCCAGAGAUGAACUCCAUCCCGCAGGACACUGCCAUCGUACCCCACUCUGCCACACCACAGGCCCUCGCAGCAGAGACAUCAAUGCCUGACGACUUCUUGUGUGACCCGGUGGACUCCAAACGCUACGCGGUUGACCCAAGUGACUCGGCCUUCAGCGUCAUGACCUCUCAGUUCCAACCCAAGCACUCUUACACUUACCGUGGCAGCAGCAGUUGCUCCAGCCCAACAGGCCUAUACAGACAAGCGUCAUGUCCUGCAGGCUUCCAAGAAGGAAACAGAAAUGCUUAUAGCCCAGUGCCAGAGGUUGGGGAGUAUAAGCAUCCUUCAGGUAAGGACCCAUCCAGAUGGGGUGUGGAAGAAGUGGUGUGGUUCAUCAAAGAUGCUGACCCUAAGGCACUCGGACCCCAUGUUGAAGCCUUCAGGAAGCAUGAGAUAGAUGGGGAUGCUCUGCUUCUGCUGAAAAGCGAGAUGAUGAUGAAGUAUCUGGGACUGAAGCUGGGACCUGCGCUGAAACUCUGCUAUCACAUUGACAGACUCAAACAGAACUGGUUGUGAUUUGCUUCAGGGGGGCCAAACGCUGUUGUGACUUGAGUGCUAAUUCACUUCAACUAUCUCCAACUGAUAUGGUUUUGAUUCAGUAAUGAUUUCCACCAUAUGCAACAGUCCAUGAACUUCUUGGGAUCCACAUUACAGACUUGACUGCCUCUUACUUGCUUCUGCACCACAUUUUAUUUUCAGACUCAUGGAAAAGGUCGGCCAUAUUUAUCAAGACUAUAUUUAUGGCUGGAGCCAUUGUACUUAAUUUCCUAUUUCCUUUUUUUUUUUUUUUACUGGGGUUGGUUAAUAGCAUUACAUUGUAAAUAGUUCAGCUAGACACAAACGGCAGCUCUUUAAAAAUUUGAUGUGGAAUGGCUUUUCUGCAGAGGGAUUUUGGCCAUUAAUCUGACUGUUAACUUCUGCUUGCAGCAAGGACCGAAAUGGGUAGCAGACAGUCUAUGUUUUUAUCAGUUUUACCAUGGAUAACAUAUGGAUGGCUCUGAAAAUCUGAAUAGACUGGCCUUGAAACAUGCAUUUAUGGUGCUUUACCUCUACAUAACAUGCUAAGCUAAUGAUGCAAUCUUAUCUGCAUUUAUCUGUGCCUAAGGAGUUUAAUGUAGACAUGACAUUUGUUGCCUAUUACUGACAAAGGACAGUAACCUGAUGAUAGUUUUGACCCAGUUAUGUCUCACGCACAUAUCUAAUAUCUGGUAUCUAAACUGAUAUUUACAAGCAGGUCAUCGUCAUCAGUCAGUUAACUGUGAAUAGAAUAAGAGUAGAUAUGGACAUAAUCACAUGGUGCUCAUACUCGAGAGCAAGGGAGGAGGGAGGCAUUGUAAUCAAAACUGAGAGGUACCGGGGUGUGACUACCACUGAGUGUUAUAUUUUUAUCUGUUUAGCAGAAAAUAACAAAUGCCAGUCAUUACUGAUGGCUUUAAUUGAACAGGAUUCAUUGGACAUGCCCUUUUCGACUUCUCUGGUAAAGAACUUGUUCACAUAUUGAUUCAGUCGGGAUGCAAAAUGUUGUCAGUCAAAGGAGCUUGUAGCAAACUCUUAUGACAUGAAAAAGCCCUCAUAUUGCUCAUAGAGACCCCCACAGCCAGUUAACAUCUUACAUUCUCCAUGUAACCUUCAGGUAAGGCUGCAUUUUUCUGUCCUCUCAAGUGCUAACCUUAAACUUUUUUUUUUUACACCCGAGGGCCUUGAAGCAUCAGAAGCAUGUCAAUCUUUUGUUUUAUUAAACAAAAAAGUAGCACUCUGCCUGUAUUAGUCUAUCUGUUAGUGGAACAAAGUCUGCAUUAAAAUGACCCAUAGCUUGGUCAUGUAGUAACUGAAUGUGGUUGCUGUAUCUGUUGAUUAGACGUUACACAGCCGCCACAUAAUUAUUUUACCACUGAAAGCUGCUGUAAUCACAUGAUGUAAAACCUAUGAUAAACUUAAUAUAUCUAUAUAAUUUAAAGGUAAAACUGGGUAUUUUGUUAAUGGUAUGUUUGCUAUCUUUUAUGUUACGUCGAUCUUUAAUCAGCUAUAUCUUUGUAUUGUAUGUUUUAAAGAUUUGAUGGUGCCUCUUUACCACAGAUUUAUGUAAAUAUUUUUGUGUAUCUAACAAUGGUGUAUUUCCUGAUAGU